This is a messenger RNA of Cylicocyclus nassatus, 1911 nucleotides long. Lineage: Eukaryota; Metazoa; Nematoda; Chromadorea; Rhabditida; Strongylidae. The record is from the annotation of a GenBank genome assembly.
AUGGACCGCGGCGGGCCCACUAUUGUGGCCGAGCCAGCGCCGGGGCGCAAAGAAGCAGUUGCGCCCGGGCCCGUGCUGGCUACCGGUGUCCGCGGGCGGCCAAAUGCGCGAUCCGGGCCACUCCCACGGCACGCUUUGCGGGGGCCUAUACUGGUCAGCCAGGGUGUGCAGCGUCGAGCCUGCUCGACCGCUUCCACCACGGGCCACAUAGAAGCGACGCGCCGGCCCGGCUUCAGGGGACGCCGAACCGGUGCAUCGCAGAUUCCAGACCCAGGCAGCCAGAAGGGGAGUUCCGGCGUGUCACCCAGUGCUUCAUCGAUCGACCGCAUCGAAUCGAUCCCGCGGCGUGAGCUGUAUUUCUUCGCGCUGUACCGGGUGCUGAUCGCAACCGUCAUCGCCGCCCUGCUCUACAGCCCUCUGUCCGGCCUGGUCGGCGAGGCCCAUCACCCGCGGCUGGCCGAUGUGGUUGCGGUCAUCUAUCUGGCGUUGUCGCUGCUGGCCCUGGUGAUCGGCCGCAACGAACGCUGGCUGCGGCCGAUCGUGGUCAGCGGCGUGCUGGUGGACAUCGUUGCCGCCACCCUGCUGUCGCAUGCCCUGCCCGGUGCAAGCGCCGGCAUUUCGAUGUCGCUGCUGUUCAACAUCGCUGCCGCCGCCACCCUGCUGCCGCUCAGCCUGGGCCUGGGCCUGGCCCUGGCCGCCAGCCUCGCCACCGGCGUCGAAUACACCUGGAAGCUGCUGGAAGGCGGCGACCCCACCCGCACCCUGGCCGAGCUGGCGAUGUUCACCACCAGCUACCUGGCGCUGGCCUUCAUCAGCUACCAGGUCGGCAACCGCGCCCGCCGCAACCAGCAGCUGGCCAACCAGCGCGGCGACGAAGUGGCCAACCUGUUCCAGAUCAACGAACUGAUCAUCCGCCGCAUGCGCACCGGCGUGCUGGUGGUGGACGCCGACAACCGCAUCACCCUGGCCAACGAGGCCGCCUCGAUGCUGCUGGGCGACAGUGACGGCAAUGGCGAGAGCGGGCGCCUGGACCUGGCCAGCGCCGCGCCGGAACUGACCCGCCGCCUGCAGCGCUGGCGCAAUGGCUGGGCGCAGGACGAACUGCCGCUGCAGCUCAACCCCGACCAGCCGGAAGUGCAGCCGCGCUUCGCCCGCCUGCUGGCCGGCAGCGACCUGGCGCUCGUGUUCCUGGACGAUUCCAGCGUGGUGUCCCGCCGCGCCGAAUCGCUCACCCUGUCAGCGAUGGGCCGCUUCUCGGCCAGCCUCGCCCAUGAGAUCCGCAACCCGCUGGCGGCCAUCAACUACGCCGUGCAGCUGCUCGAGGAAGGCACCGGCUUCAACGAAAGCGACCGCCGCCUGCUGCAGAUCAUCCGCCAGCAAUGCCAGCGCACCAACGGCAUCGUCGAAAGCGUGCUGGGGCUGGCCCGGCGCGAGCGCGCCACGCCCGAGAACGUGGACCUGGCCGCCUUCGUGCGCCGCUUCGUGCUGGAGUACAAGCAGGGGCAGACGCUGGAAACGGACAGCAUCGAACCGAUCAUCAAUGACAGCGCGGUGAUGGCCCAGGUCGAUACCCGCCACCUGUACCAGGUGCUGACCGUGCUGGUGCACAACGCGCUCAAGUACGGGCGCAUCGGCCAGCAGCCGGCGCGGGUGCGCCUGCGCGUGGCCCAGCACGAGCGCAGCGCGGUGAUCGACGUGAUGGACCGUGGCCCGGGCAUUCCCGAGAGCGUGGCCGCGCAGUUGUUCCGCCCGUUCUUCACCACCUCCGAGCACGGCACUGGCCUGGGCCUGUAUAUCGCCCGCGAGCUGUGCCGGGCCAACCAGGCGCGGCUCGACUACAUCCCGGUGCCGGCCGGUGGCUCCUGCUUCCGCCUGGUGCUGCCCGGUCCGCACACGCUGUUGCCCACCUGA